Fusarium musae is the source of this 1767-nucleotide messenger RNA. RefSeq lists its product as uncharacterized. Lineage: Eukaryota; Fungi; Ascomycota; Sordariomycetes; Hypocreales; Nectriaceae. The record is from RefSeq and is a predicted model, not a curated record. The coding region runs from base 1 to 1767 and encodes 588 amino acids. The transcript is spliced from 3 exons.
AUGCCUUCCUUCAACCCCUCAAAACUCCUAUGCUGUUGCAAGAUACCAAAACGCCGGAAGAACAACUCAGAAUAUAUAGCAAACGAUGUAGCUCUGCAGCCAAUUCCUGUUCUGGCUCCUCCUGCUGAGGAAGAACAUCAAGAACCCAGCGAGAAGAAUCGACAGUCCAUCAUAGGUUUGCCAAACACGGCUUGGGCAAUUCCAGUGCGGCAUAGUUCUUUCGAGAGCGGCUCUAACAUACGCCAGUAUGUGGACGACGACGAUUCAGAUUCAGAUCAAGAUCGAACACAACCAACAAAAAAGUCUAGCACUGCGCUUGAUACUGUACGCAACAAGCUCAUUCGCACCAUCUCACAUAGUAGCAAUGGAGACCAUCCAUCUCAUGUCUCUGUUGGUAACAGUGAAGAGGAAAUUGCACGCAGAGCCGAAUUGAAGCGCAUCAUGCAUCAAAGGAUUCAGGAUGAACUCAAGUCGGACGAGUCGGACGAUCAGAUUGAGAGUAAGCCUACGAACAAUAUCCAGCGUAUAGCUUCAGUCGUUGAUGUGACAUUGCCUAACUCUGGACCCCGAGAUGCCAUUGAAUUCGGAGUCAGCAAGUCUUCUCGCAAUGGACAUUCUACUCAACUCAACUCGGAUCAGGUCGAUCAGGACAUGCAUCAAGACAGUGGAGUUUCUCAACCAGGUGAAAAUAAACCACAAAAAGCAUUUUCACAGACAUCAGAACUAAUUCAUGGCGCUGAUGAAUGGAGACAAGAUGAUGUGCACCCAAGAGUCUCCCCUUCUUACCCCAAAAGGCACGUUUCAGCGUGUGAAGACGGCGACUUCACACAUUCUCAGAAGUCUUUCCAGCUGUCAAACGGCACUGGGCGUCUCGACCGUAUUCUGGGACCAGACAGCAGCUUCAACAGCCGUCAUGCUUCUUCAGGAGAUGGGCAUUCUGCUCUUGGCGUAUGGCUCAUAGCCCAGGGCCUCCGCUCAAGAGACAACUCAACUCUUUUCCUUGACGAAGAAGACGAACUUGAACCAACUGAAGACACCAAACUAACUGAUUACAAUACUUCUUCACUGCGACGUGCAGAGGGGGACUGUGUUCAAGAGACACGAGAGACACCAGCAAAUGGAAAUCCUAAUAUACCCCAUGAACCAACUAUCAUUAACAUACCCAACACGGUGGAAACUUACUCUCCGGCCAAUUUCAAGGCAAAGAAUGAUCGCCAUGAAAUAUCAAGCUUAUCUGGAGAGUUACCAUGGGGAACUACUGUAACAGCCCUUAUAAAUUCAUUUACCGACCACACGUCUUCAAGUGACCCAUCAAAGUCACAGCCUAGUCCAAUGCGAUCGCAACAUAAUCUUUAUAAACUUGACCCCAAGGAUCUGGAUAGCAUGGAGUUAUCCCCAUUCAAAUGGCGAAGCCAUACUUCUUCCCAAGAUCGGGAAAAUGCGAAUGACCAGAACUCCAAGAGCGUGAAUAUCGGCAUGCCCCAGAUAAAGUCCCAGUCUCAUGGAAACAUCCACCACGUUGAAUUUCCAGUGAAAGCUCUGCAAGACACGACCUCCUUGGCUCAAUCAGAAUCUGCCAGCUUUCUGCAACGUGAGGCUGAGCUCGGGUCCAUUCGGCGACGUUUCAGUGAAGCAUUAGCACUGAAGAAACCGGAGAAAAGAGUGGUUACCCGUUUCCGUGAGGAGUUUUCCGAAUCUUCGCUCCCACCAACUGUCAAUAAAUCCUUCAGAACUGGCAAUUCCGAGCCACCUGAGGGCGAAGUCUGA